AUGGUCCGCUUUGGAGACGAGCUGGGCGGCCGCUAUGGGGGCGCCGGCAGCGGGGAGCGGGUCCGGGGCGGCGGGGCCGGCGGGGCGGGCGGCCCGGGCCCCGGGGGUCUGCAGCCCGGCCAGCGGGUCCUCUACAAGCAGUCGAUCGCGCAGCGCGCGCGGACCAUGGCGCUCUACAACCCCAUUCCGGUCAAGCAGAACUGCUUCACCGUCAACCGCUCGCUCUUCAUCUUCAGCGAGGACAACGUCGUCCGCAAAUACGCAAAGCGCAUCACCGAGUGGCCUCCUUUCGAGUACAUGAUCCUGGCUACCAUCAUCGCCAACUGUAUCGUGCUGGCACUGGAGCAGCACCUCCCCGACGGGGACAAGACGCCCAUGUCCGAGCGGCUGGAUGACACGGAGCCGUACUUCAUCGGGAUCUUCUGCUUCGAAGCGGGCAUCAAGAUUGUCGCCCUGGGCUUUGUCUUCCACAAGGGCUCCUACCUGCGGAACGGCUGGAACGUCAUGGACUUCGUGGUGGUCCUCACGGGGAUCCUGGCCACGGCGGGCACCGACUUCGACCUGCGCACCCUGCGGGCCGUGCGCGUGCUCAGGCCCCUGAAGCUGGUGUCCGGGAUUCCGAGUCUGCAGGUUGUGCUCAAGUCCAUCAUGAAGGCCAUGGUCCCGCUCCUGCAGAUCGGGCUGCUUCUCUUCUUCGCCAUCCUCAUGUUCGCCAUCAUUGGUCUCGAGUUCUACAUGGGCAAAUUCCACAAGGCCUGUUUCCCCAACGGCACAGAUGCGGAGCCCGUGGGUGACUUCCCCUGUGGCAAGGAGGCCCCGGCCCGGCUGUGCGAGGGUGACGCCGAGUGCCGCGAGUACUGGCCGGGCCCCAACUUCGGCAUCACCAACUUCGACAACAUCCUGUUUGCCAUUUUGACAGUGUUCCAGUGCAUCACCAUGGAGGGCUGGACCGACAUCCUCUACAACACAAAUGAUGCAGCAGGCAAUACCUGGAACUGGCUCUACUUCAUCCCACUCAUCAUCAUAGGCUCCUUUUUCAUGCUCAACUUGGUGCUGGGUGUGCUCUCAGGAGAGUUUGCCAAGGAGCGUGAGCGGGUGGAGAACCGCCGGGCCUUCCUCAAGCUCCGCCGGCAGCAGCAGAUCGAGCGAGAGCUCAACGGGUACCUGGAGUGGAUUUUCAAGGCCGAGGAGGUCAUGCUGGCCGAGGAGGACGAGAACGCCGAGGAGAAGUCGCCUUUGGAUGUGCUGAAGAGGGCAGCCACCAGGAAGAGCCGGAACGACCUGAUCCACGCUGAGGGUGGCACCGACCGGCUCGCGGACCUCUGCGCCGUGGGUUCUCCCUUCGCCCGGGCCAGCCUCAAGAGCGGCAAGAACGAGAGCUCCUCCUACUUUCGGCGGAAAGAGAAGAUGUUCCGGUUCUUCAUCCGCCGCAUGGUGAAGGCGCAGAGUUUCUACUGGGUCGUGCUGUGCGUCGUGGCCCUGAACACGCUCUGCGUGGCCAUGGUGCAUUACAACCAGCCGCAGCGGCUCACUACUGCCCUGUACUUUGCAGAGUUUGUUUUCCUGGGUCUCUUCCUCACAGAGAUGGCCCUGAAGAUGUACGGACUGGGGCCCAGGAGUUACUUCCGAUCCUCCUUCAACUGCUUCGAUUUUGGGGUCAUUGUGGGGAGCAUCUUUGAAGUGGUCUGGGCUGCGAUCAAACCGGGGACCUCCUUUGGGAUCAGCGUGCUGCGGGCGCUCCGCUUGCUGAGGAUCUUCAAAGUCACAAAGUACUGGAGCUCCCUGCGGAACCUGGUGGUGUCUCUGCUCAACUCCAUGAAGUCCAUCAUCAGCCUCCUCUUCCUGCUCUUCCUCUUCAUUGUGGUCUUCGCUUUGCUGGGGAUGCAGCUCUUCGGGGGCCAGUUCAACUUUCAAGAUGAGACUCCAACCACUAACUUUGACACGUUCCCCGCUGCCAUCCUCACUGUCUUCCAGAUCCUGACCGGGGAGGACUGGAAUGUCGUGAUGUAUCACGGCAUCGAGUCGCAGGGCGGCGUCAGCAGAGGCAUGUUCUCGUCCUUCUACUUCAUCGUCCUCACGCUGUUCGGAAACUACACCCUGCUGAAUGUCUUCCUGGCCAUCGCGGUGGACAACCUCGCCAACGCCCAAGAGCUGACCAAGGAUGAAGAGGAGAUGGAGGAAGCAGCCAAUCAGAAGCUUGCUCUGCAAAAGGCCAAAGAAGUGGCUGAAGUCAGCCCCAUGUCUGCUGCCAACAUCUCCAUCGCUGCCAGGCAGCAGAACUCGGCCAAGGCGCGCUCGGUGUGGGAGCAGCGCGCCAGCCAGCUGCGGCUGCAGAGCAUGCGGGCCAGCUGCGAGGCGCUCUACAGCGAGCUGGAGCCCGAGGAGCGGCUGCGCUUCGCCACCGCGCUGCACCUGCGGCCCGACGUGAAGACGCACCUGGACCGGCCCCUGGUGGUGGAGCCCGGCCGCGAGGGCGCGCGCGCUCCCGCGGGGGGCAAGGCCCGGCCGGGCGCCAACGGCCCCGACGCCGGGGAGCCCGCUCGGCCCCCGGACGCGCCGCGCAGGCACCACCGCCACCGCGACAAGGCCCCGGGCCCCGCGGCGGGGGAGCAGGAGCGCGCCGAGGGCGGGGAGCCCGGGGCCCGGGAGGAGCGGCCCCGGCCGCGCCGCAGCCACAGCAAGGAGGCCGCGGGCCCCCGGGACGGCCGGCGCCACCACCGCAGGGGCUCCCCGGAGGAGGCGGCCGAGAGGGAGCCGCGGCGCCACCGCGCCCACCGGCACGCGCCCGAGCGGCCCGAGGAGGGCGCCGGCGCCAAGGCCGAGCGGCGGGCGCGGCACCGCGGCGGCUCCCGGCCGGGGCCGCGGGAGGCGGAGGGCGCGGAGGAGGCGGCGCGCAGGCACCGGCCGCGGCACAAGGCGGAGGCCGCGGAGAAGGAGGGCGAGGCCCCGGACCCGGACCCGGAGCGGGCCGCCGGCCGGGACCAGCAGCCCCCGGAGCUGCACAGCGACGUGGAGGCCAGUGGGACGAUGGGAGUGGGCCCCGUGCACGCACUGCCUAGCACCGCUCUCCAGAAGGUGGUGGAGCAGCCGGAGGAUGCUGACAAUCAGCGGAACGUCACUCGGAUGGGGAGCCACCCCUCGGGCCUGAGUGCCACCGUGCACACCCCAGGGAUGCUGAUGGGCCCUCCCGGGGAGAGCACAGUUGUUCCCAGUGGCAACGUGGACCUGGAGAGCCAAGCAGAGGGGAAGAAGGAGGUGGACGCGGACGAGGCGACGCGGAGCGGCCCCCGGCCAAUCGUCCCUUACAGCUCCAUGUUCUGUUUGAGCCCCACGAACCUGCUCCGCCGCUGCUGCCACUACAUCGUGAGCCUGCGGUACUUCGAGAUGGUCAUUCUCGUGGUCAUCGCCCUGAGCAGCAUCGCCCUGGCUGCCGAGGACCCCGUGCGGACGGACUCGCCCAGGAACAACGCUCUGAAAUACCUGGAUUACAUUUUCACCGGUGUCUUUACUUUUGAGAUGGUGAUAAAGAUGAUUGACCUGGGGCUACUGCUGCACCCCGGGGCCUACUUCCGGGACCUGUGGAACAUUCUGGACUUCAUUGUGGUCAGUGGGGCCCUGGUGGCGUUUGCUUUCUCAGGAUCCAAAGGGAAAGACAUCAACACCAUCAAGUCCCUGAGAGUUCUGCGUGUCUUGCGGCCUCUGAAGACCAUCAAGCGGCUGCCCAAGCUCAAGGCCGUGUUUGACUGCGUGGUGAACUCCCUGAAGAACGUGCUCAACAUCCUCAUCGUCUACAUGCUCUUCAUGUUCAUAUUUGCCGUGAUCGCUGUGCAGCUCUUCAAGGGGAAGUUUUUCUACUGCACCGACAAGUCCAAGGAGCUGGAGAGGGACUGCAGGGGCCAGUAUUUGGAUUAUGAAAAGGAGGAAGUGGAAGCUCAGCCUCGGCAGUGGAAGAAAUACGACUUUCACUAUGACAACGUGCUCUGGGCUCUGCUGACCCUGUUCACCGUGUCCACGGGAGAAGGGUGGCCUGUGGUGCUGAAGCACUCCGUGGACGCCACCUACGAGGAGCAGGGGCCAAGCCCUGGGUUCCGCAUGGAGUUGUCCAUCUUCUACGUCGUCUACUUCGUGGUCUUCCCCUUCUUCUUUGUCAACAUCUUCGUGGCCUUGAUCAUCAUCACCUUCCAGGAGCAGGGGGACAAGGUGAUGUCCGAGUGCAGCCUGGAGAAAAACGAGAGGGCGUGCAUCGACUUCGCCAUCAGCGCCAAGCCCCUGACGAGGUACAUGCCGCAGAACAGGCAGUCGUUCCAGUACAGGACGUGGACGUUCGUGGUGUCCCCUCCCUUCGAGUACUUCAUCAUGGCCAUGAUCGCGCUCAACACGGUCGUGCUGAUGAUGAAGUUUCACGGUGCGCCCGACGAGUACGAGGUGAUGCUGAAGUGCCUGAACAUCAUGUUCACGUCCAUGUUCUCGAUGGAGUGUGCCCUGAAGAUCACGGCCUUCGGGGUGCUGAACUAUUUCAGAGAUGCCUGGAAUGUGUUUGACUUUGUCACUGUGUUGGGAAGUAUUACUGAUAUUUUAGUAACAGAGAUUGCGGAUACGCACAACUUCAUCAACCUGAGCUUCCUGCGUCUCUUCCGGGCUGCCCGGCUCAUCAAGCUGCUCCGCCAGGGCUACACCAUCCGCAUCCUGCUGUGGACCUUCGUCCAGUCCUUCAAGGCCCUGCCCUAUGUGUGUCUGCUCAUCGCCAUGCUCUUCUUCAUCUACGCCAUCAUCGGCAUGCAGGUUUUCGGAAACAUUGCCCUGGACGACGACACGAGCAUCAAUCGGCACAACAACUUCCGGACGUUUCUCCAAGCCUUGAUGCUGCUCUUCAGGAGCGCCACGGGGGAGGCCUGGCACGAGAUCAUGCUGUCGUGUCUCAGCAACCAGGCCUGCGACGAGCUCGCCAAUGCCAGCGAGUGUGGGAGCGACUUUGCCUACUUCUACUUCGUCUCCUUCAUCUUCCUGUGCUCCUUCCUGAUGCUGAACCUCUUUGUAGCCGUCAUCAUGGACAACUUCGAGUACCUCACGCGGGACUCCUCCAUCCUGGGGCCUCACCACCUGGACGAGUUCACCCGCGUCUGGGCUGAAUAUGACCCGGCCGCGUGCGGGCGCAUCAGUUACAAUGACAUGUUUGAGAUGCUGAAACACAUGUCCCCACCUCUGGGCCUGGGGAAGAAAUGUCCUGCUCGAGUUGCAUAUAAGCGCCUGGUUCGCAUGAACAUGCCCAUUUCCAACGAGGACAUGACGGUCCACUUCACGUCCACGCUGAUGGCCCUGAUCCGGACUGCCCUGGAGAUCAAGCUGGCCCCAGCUGGGACGAAGCAGCAGCAGUGGGACGCAGAGCUGAGGAAGGAGAUUUCCUCGGUGUGGGCCAACUUGCCCCAGAAGACGCUGGACUUGCUGGUGCCUCCCCAUAAACCUGAUGAGAUGACAGUGGGGAAAGUCUACGCAGCGCUGAUGAUAUUUGACUUCUACAAACAAAACAAAACCACCAGAGACCAGAUUCACCAAGCUCCUGGAGGCCUAUCUCAGAUGGGCCCCGUGUCCCUGUUCCACCCCCUGAAGGCCACGCUGGAGCAGACGCAGCCAGCUGUGCUCCGAGGAGCCCGAGUGUUCCUUCGGCAGAAGAGCUCCACCUCUCUCAGCAAUGGGGGGGCCGUGCCCACACAGGAGAGUGGCAUCAAGGAGUCCGUCUCCUGGGGAACUCAGCGGACCCAGGAUGUGCCUUACGAGGCACGGGCACCCCUGGAGCGGGGCCACUCUGUAGAGAUUCCUGUGCUGCAGCCGGAACCCCCGGCUGUGGAUGUCCAGAUGCAGGAUAUAACCCUGAGAGGCCCCAGUGGGGAGCCCCAACCCGGACUGGAGAGCCAGGGCCGAGCAGCCUCCAUGCCCCGCCUGGCAGCAGAGACACAGCCCGCUCCCGGCUCCAGCCCCAUGAAGCGCUCAGUCUCCACCCUGGCCCCCCAGCGCCCCCACGUAGCUCGCGUCUACGCCGCGCUGGACCGAGCUCCGGCCGGCCAGGGCCCGCACCACCACCACCACCGCUGCCAUCGCCGCAGGGACAAGAAGCAGAAGUCCCUGGACAAGGCGCCCAGCCUGUCGGCCGAGGCGGACGCUGCAGCGCACGGCUCGGGCCCGGGGCUCCCGAGCGCGGCAGAGGGGCCGGGCCCGGGUCGGCGCGAGCGCAGGCAGGAGCGCGGCCGGUCCCAGGAGCGGAAGCAGCACUCGUCCUCGUCCUCCGAGAAGCAGCGCUUCUACUCCUGCGACCGCUUCGGCGGCCGGGACCCCGCGCUGCCCAAGGCCGCCCUCGGCAGCCACCCCACGUCCCCGACGGCCGGGCCGGAGCCGGGCCCCCAGAGGCAGGGUGGCGGUUCAGGUAAUGGGAGCCCCUUGCUGUCGACAUCUGGUGCUAGCACCCCAGGCCGUGGCGGGCGGAGGCAGCUCCCCCAGACCCCCUUGACCCCCCGCCCCAGCAUCACCUACAAGACUGCCAACUCCUCGCCCGUCCACUUCGCCGGGGCUCAGACCAGCCUCCCCGCAUUCUCCCCUGGCCGGCUCAGCCGUGGCCUUUCCGAACACAACGCCCUGCUCCAGAGGGACGCUCCCAGCCCGCCCCUGGCGCCUGGCUCUCGGAUCGGCUCCGACCCUUAUCUGGGGCAGCGCCUGGGCAGCGAGGGCCCUGCCCGCACCCUGCCUGAAGACACGCUCACCUUCGAGGAGGCGGUGGCCACCAACUCAGGCCGCUCCUCGAGGACUUCCUAUGUGUCCUCCCUGACCUCCCAGUCCCACCACCUCCGCCGCGUGCCCAACGGCUACCACUGCACCCUGGGGCUCGGCGCGGGCAGCCGGGCGCGCCACAGCUACCACCAGCCCCCCGACCGAGAUGACUGGUGCUAGCCGGCCUGGCCGCACAUGCUCCUGGGAGGCCGGGCCAUCGAUGAGUUUUAUCAUCGCACCGGGCUCCUGGAUGCGCGGAGGGGAAGGGCCUGCCUCGCCGGCCGCCCGUGACAGAGGCUCCUGCUGCUUCUCCCUCUCCCUGGAUGGACGGGUGGAUGGAUGAUAAAGCCCUUUCUUGAAGGGAUGUGGCUUUCUCUGUCCCCCUCGUGUGCUGCGUUCCUGGGUCUCAUGCCACACGUCAGACGCUAAUUGUGAAGUGCCGUGAGUGGCCGAGAAGGACAUGGUGAACCCAAAUCCUCUGUAACGGACUCUGGAGUCUGGGGUUUGGUGCAGCCCUUUUUCCAGGGCCUGGGUCUUAUGGGGAGCAGACGGUUUCCCCCGUGCAGGACAGGGUCGAGCAAGGCCUCGGGACGGAGCCGGUGGACCUGGAGCCCACAGCCGCGCCCGUGAGCAGCACACUCAAGUCAGUUGCCCCUGGUGCCCUGGGAAUGCACCUCAGACGUGCUCUGUCCUUUCUCAGGCCACGGUCAACCCUGACAGGGACCAAAUCCAGAAAAUAUUCUUGCUGUUGAUUUUGAGGUUUAAUCACAACACCCUCACUCUUUUGUCAUUUCUAUAUACUUGAUUUAGAAAAAAAUAGAAAACCAGAAAAAUGGGGAAGGGAAUGUUAGCAUAAUUUUUUUAAAAAACCGAACCACUAGGAAGAUCUUGACUUCCCAUUGUGCAUUUUUGUAUCCCGUGUGAGGGUCAUCCUGGUGCGGUGUGCGGGCGCUGCUGGCUGCUCGCGAACAAGUGCCUGACCCCUGGACCCCCCUCGGGUGGGGCCAGCGGGCGGUGUGGCCCCUCCCAGCAACCGACCAGGAAACGCGUCGCGGAGAGCGCACCAAUGGCAGCCAGUAGGAAGCUUGAGCUGGAAACGAGGCAGCCACUUCCCGCUGCCCUGUGGCAGGUCCGGGGUCUCCUGGGAAGCUACAGGGCAGGGGAGAGCCAGCCUGCAUGGGGCAGGGGCUGCCACUCAGGCAGGGGCAUUUCCGGCCCCUUCCGUGUGUGAUUCCCGGGGAAGAAGGGCACGAUCUCUGCCGUGUGUGGAACUGUGUUUCCUUUCACAUGAGGCCCCAGAGAGGGAAGAGGCUGGCAGAGAUGAGCGCUCGGGCUGGGCGUGUUGGGUGUGGGGCCCUCGUGGGAGGGUCGGCCCGAGCAGGAGGAGGGCAGUGGGGAAGGCGAGAGGCGGGAACUUAGAGCAGGGGGUCCUUGAGGAGAAACCCCCACAGCUUCACUGAGGUUGGGGCAUCCAGAGCUCUGCGGUGGCUCCAGGCACAGACGAGGAAGAGCAGCAGGUGAGACCAGCCCCGUGGGCCAGGUCCUGUGAAAUGCCGGGCGACCCCCCUUGCACUAGGAAAAGGACACUUAGCUGGCAGAUUAUGUGGUGGUCUCCAGAUUUUGACGUUUCAGAUGAACUCUCUUCUGGAUUGCUGUAAUGUUCUGAAUGGCUUUUGCCCCCUGAGUUUCCCUAAAGACACCUUGUGCAUGGUGCUCUUGCACAGGAUCUGCAAGGUGUAGGUGUGUGAGGUAUGUUCAGGUGUGUUCAGGUGUGCGGACGCCCUUAACCCUCAGGACUGUGCAACAGGAGACACACGCGCCAUUGGAACAAAACGAGGUCACCGGGAGUUCUAGGUUUCAGCCUGACCGUGACAGGGCUUUCAUACCCUUUCCUUACACAGUUCACAACACGCGGAAACUGGAGCCAUAGCAGCAUUUGAUCCCGACAGGAUAAAGCUCAGCAGGAGUCUCUGGCUGCACGUGAGUGCUGUGCUCGCAUGGCAGAGUAGGAGGAGGUGUAUUUUGGUUCCGAUGGGUUGUCUCUGGUUUCCUCACCCUGCCCCAUGCCCUCACUGUGUUGGGUGUCGAGUGUGUCCACUCUGUGAAGCACAGCCACUUUUACCCGGGCUGUGUUGGGUCGAGACUCCUCUUUCCUGCACCCACACGGCCUCACUGGCCUGUCUGAAUUCUUCUAGGGAUUGGAAAAACAGUGGAAAUUGUAGGGAGAGGGGGAAAGGACAUACUUUGUCUUAUUUUCCUGACUGUGGGUUUUGUUCCUGUCUCUUCUCAAGCUAUCAUGUUUCCCCUGAAAUCUCACAGUGACUUGCCAAAUUUGAAAUGCAUCACCCAGUUCUCUGCAUCUGAGACCAUUCAAGCAGUGGCUGUAGUUUGAACAAGUUGUGUGUGCAUGUAAAAUAUAUACAUAUAUACAUAUAUACAAGUAUGUGCAUGAGAAUGUAUAUCUUCGUACUUUUGAUACAAUGUAUUCUUUAUUUGUUAAUUUUUAAUUAUAUUUGAUAUAAAUGGCAGGUUUGUUGCAAAACUUUAUAUUUAAGAACAGUGUUUAAAAAAAAGAAGUCCCAACCAUGCAACUCAACUGGGACUUACUUAAAAAAAUUCUGUGAUUGACUAGUUUGCUGCCUGAAUGCUAUUUAUCAACAAAACUUUGAAUUCUGCUAUUGUUUCUACAAUGACAUUUUGUAUGAAGCAAAGUCCUUGGAUUAAAAUAAAAACUUAGCAAAAAAUCAGAAACAGAAA
This is a messenger RNA of Choloepus didactylus (southern two-toed sloth), 9516 nucleotides long. It is a transcript of the gene CACNA1B, whose product is annotated as calcium voltage-gated channel subunit alpha1 B. The transcript is spliced from 47 exons. Gene Ontology annotation, biological process: calcium ion import across plasma membrane; chemical synaptic transmission. Bases 1 to 6939 code for a protein of 2312 amino acids. Gene Ontology annotation, molecular function: calcium ion binding; high voltage-gated calcium channel activity. Gene Ontology annotation, cellular component: neuronal cell body; membrane; voltage-gated calcium channel complex. NCBI's taxonomy places the organism in Eukaryota, Metazoa, Chordata, Mammalia, Pilosa, Megalonychidae. The record is from RefSeq and is a predicted model, not a curated record.